Fusarium poae is the source of this 528-nucleotide messenger RNA. RefSeq lists its product as uncharacterized. The record is from RefSeq and is a predicted model, not a curated record. Lineage: Eukaryota; Fungi; Ascomycota; Sordariomycetes; Hypocreales; Nectriaceae. The coding region runs from base 1 to 528 and encodes 175 amino acids. The transcript has 3 exons.
AUGAAUCAGGCGACUCGUCGACUGACCCCGCCAUUCUCGAAAGAGAAUGCCCUUAUGCACGACGUUCGACGAGUUGCCCCAUUUCUGGAUGUAGGAAAAGACACCCACGCGUAUCUCGAGACGGAUCUACACACUCCGCGGCUAGACAAGAUCUAUUCCUUCUUAUGGCUAGCCGGCCUCCCACGACCUGCCCGACCCCUUCAUCGACAAAACCUUCUAUUACGAACCAUUUACCUUACCGAGACCCCAGACGAACAUCUAGUGUGGCACGAUGCAUCAAUUUUUAUCAAGCCUAUGCCUGAUUAUCUUCUCGACUACGAGUUCUGGGAGCAAGAACUGUGCAAUGAUACAUCGCUUUAUGGAAGCGCAUACGGGUUGCUCGUGUCUUACGCCUGGCUCGUGCGACACAAGAGUGACCUGCGCGUCGCCAUUGAAGCAGGUCUCCUGCCAGUCGAUAUACACUGGAAUGACUGGGUCACAUUUGUCGCGGGUCUCAACAUACGGAGAGCUACGUCUCUCGCGACUUAA